Phaedon cochleariae (mustard beetle) is the source of this 288-nucleotide messenger RNA. The record is from the annotation of a GenBank genome assembly. NCBI's taxonomy places the organism in Eukaryota, Metazoa, Arthropoda, Insecta, Coleoptera, Chrysomelidae.
ACUAGAGUAACUAGAACAUUUUCCCAAUAUGACAGCUUGGAGGCAAGCAGGAUUGAACUACAUCAACUACUCUAACAUUGCAGCCAAACUGUUGAGACAGGCACUCAAACCUGAUCUUCGAGCAGAUGCCAUAAAACGUGCUGACACCCACAUCAAAAUCACCAAAUGGGAAAAUGGGAAACCAAUCAAAGAGUCUACAUACUGAAAACCACCAACUACUUUAAGCUUCAAAUAAUGUGUUACUAGUGAAUAAUGUGAAACAUUCUUAAUAAAAUGUGUAGUUCAUAU